GUCGCACGGCCACACCGAGCAAUAGUCCCCCUCAAUCGCAUGCAGCAUUUGCGGCGUGGUUGAAAUGUAAAAACGGUUUCAGCCCUCUGCGCAGAAAAGAGGCGUAAAUCGACCAAUACGACAAACGGAAUGUCGUGGCUGAAGAUGCUGACGCGGCAGCCACACUGUUGGUUGGCCUCACAAGGCCCAACAUCCAUCCGUCUGACAUCGCCAAGGUAGAAAACCAUCUUACUUGAACCUGACGCAAGGUAACAUUAAGCUACUCACAAGUCGAUCGCGAAUCCAUCAUCACAGAGAGCCGCAAAGACGCAACUGCAAUGGGACCGUCAAAAACAUCACCUUCCGAGGCGGCACCAGCCUACGAUGAGCACGGCUUCCACGACGAGCAUCCCGUAAACGCGUUCCCUCCAUCAGGAUCAGCCUCGGCCUACGCGACGAUCCCGCAGAACGACGAGCGUGAUAUCGAGCUGGCACACGAUCACUCGGGGCCAGAUUCGUCGGCCCCUUUCAACCCCUUCAAGCCGCACCAACAUUGCGAGACGUGCGACAAAUUUACGUCGGCGCGCGAGAUCAGGGCCAAUGAGAGGCAUUGCUGCCUCUGGGUUGCCAUCGUGUUCAUCACAAUCAGCGUCUCGAUGGCGGUGAUGGGAAUCGUUGCUGUUGAGGCAAAGUUCAGGCACCACAAGGACUAGAACUUGGCCUUCAUUCAAAGCACUUGAGGCUCGAAAUUCGUUCAACGAGUGCAGGGGCUGCUGAUAGGUGGCGUAGAUGGUUCUUUGACUAGGUCUGCAAGUCAAAACUCAAGCCUGUCAUCACCCUCCUCAGAUAUAUACUCCCUGUUGACCACUCUUGCCCUAAGUUGCCUGAGUCUGUCACGGCAGACUUCAUUUACUUUGGCGUGUGGUCGUGAGCUUGACACUGUACGCAUAACAUACAACUAGGAUAGACAG
Molecule: messenger RNA, 950 nt
Organism: Colletotrichum scovillei
Lineage: Eukaryota; Fungi; Ascomycota; Sordariomycetes; Glomerellales; Glomerellaceae
Exons: 1
Coding region: 318-692 (124 amino acids)
Source: RefSeq, a predicted model, not a curated record